UGAUAUGGCUUCUCUCCAGUGUGAAUCCUCCAGUGUGUGACGAUAAGAUAACACUUGUGUGUAAAAGCUGCAUCACAUUCAGAACACUGAUAUGGCUUCUCUCUGUAGUGUGAAUCCUCUGGUGUGUGAUAAGUUGAUCCUUCGAUGUAAAGGUUUAUAUCACAUUCAGAACACUGAUAUGGCUUCUCUCCGGUGUAAAUUCCUGUGUGUUCGAUACGUGAUCCCUUUGUUGUCGAUGUAAAGGUUUUUCACAUUCAGAACACACUGAUAUGGCUUCUUCAGUGUGAACCCUCUUGGUGUGGGAUAGAAAAAUAAUAUGUUAAAUUAAAAGUAUAUUCACUUCCAG
This is a messenger RNA of Staurois parvus, 346 nucleotides long. The record is from the annotation of a GenBank genome assembly. Lineage: Eukaryota; Metazoa; Chordata; Amphibia; Anura; Ranidae.